Messenger RNA from Myripristis murdjan (pinecone soldierfish), 2014 nucleotides. It is a transcript of the gene adprh, whose product is annotated as ADP-ribosylarginine hydrolase. Gene Ontology annotation, biological process: protein de-ADP-ribosylation. The transcript is spliced from 8 exons. Bases 354 to 1421 code for a protein of 355 amino acids. The record is from RefSeq and is a predicted model, not a curated record. NCBI's taxonomy places the organism in Eukaryota, Metazoa, Chordata, Actinopteri, Holocentriformes, Holocentridae. Gene Ontology annotation, molecular function: ADP-ribosylarginine-[protein] hydrolase activity; magnesium ion binding.
GAGAGUGCUUGGAAAGCGUCAAUGAUUAUACUGGUUUUGAGGGAAGAUUGACCACUUGGCCGGUAAUGUGUCCAUCCCGGCAGCUGAAGAGCAAGUUACUAAAUUUGGGUUGCUGCUGUGCUAACUUUGGCCGACACAUUUUCGAGGAGCUGCCGCCUGCCUGUUGGGCCUGGAGUUAAAAGUGUCCGCAGCAACUUGUUACGGUCGUGUUUGUCGGCCCUGUCUGCAGAGCUGCGAGCUGGGGGACGGAGCUCGGUGUGCACCAGAGGAGGAAAGCCCCGCUCUACAGCCCCGGUGUCAGCGUGUGCGUGUGGCCGCCUGGUGAAGCCUGACUUGUGGAGAGACGCGCAGCGAUGGAUCGCCUUGCCACAGUGGAAGAUUAUAAGGCAGCCAUGCUGCUGAGCGGGGUGGGUGAUGCUCUGGGCUACAGGAACCAGCUGUGGGAGUACAACGAGUCAGGGCCAGCCAUUCAUCAGGAGCUAAAGGAGCUUGGUGGGCUGAAGAACAUCAAGGUCCACCUCCCUGAUUGGCCGGUGAGCGAUGACACUGUUCUGCAUCUGGCAACGGCUGAGGGACUGGCGACUGGGAAGGCAGGGGAUGAGCUGCUGCACGAGGUGGCCAGCCGCUACGUCGAGGGGAUGAAAGACAUGGAGGGGAGGAAACCAGGGCCCUCAAGCAUUUUGGGCGUGUCCCAGCUGAGGCCAGGGGAGGAGGGGGGAUUCAGAGUGCCCUAUAACCCGGAGGGGACGGGCUGCGGAGCGGCCAUGAGAUCCAUGUGCAUCGGCCUGAGGUAUCCAAAGCCCGACCAGCUGUUGUCGUUGGUGGCGGUUGCCGUGGAGACAGGCAGGAUGACCCACCCUCACCCCACCGGUUUCCUGGGAGCCGUAGCAUCAGCCCUCUUCACCUCGUAUGCCGUGCAGCGCCGGCCAGUCACCACCUGGGGUCUGGGCCUGAUCAACGAGGCCUGUCCUAUAGCCAAGCUUUUUGUUCAGGGCCGCGGCUUCGCUGUCGAGGAGACGGAGAGAGACUGGGGCUACUUCUGCGACAAGUGGCAGUGGUACCUGGACUUAAGGGGCAUCUCCAAUGGGGUGGGCCCCGUGGUUUGGCCCUCCUCUUAUGGCCCGGCUGAGAGAGACGAGGCUUAUAAGAGCUUCAGCCUGUCUGGCUGGGCGGGACGAAGUGGCCACGAUGCUCCAAUGAUCGCCCUGGAUGCCUUGCUGGGGUCGGGCUCAAACUGGGAGGAGCUGAUGAGCAGGGCUGGCUUCCAUGGAGGCGACAGUGACAGCACCGCCGUGAUCGCCUGCUGCUGCUGGGGUCUCCUCUAUGGCACCCAAGGGGUUCCUGAGGGCAACUAUGCCAACCUGGAGUACCGGGAGCGUCUGGAGCGCAGUGCCGAGAAACUCUACGCCCUGUCACACUGAAAAGACCGGCGCAGUCUGCUGCGCUUGCCAGGGUGUCUCAGUUUGUCACAUGCCUGUCGCGCUGAGGGGAAUCUGGGCCACACACUCUGACACACUGACAUAGAAGUAGGUGGUGAGCUCGGUAGUACAUUGAUCUAGAGUGCUGUCAUGUAGUAGAAAACGCGCUGCCAUGCUAGCCUGAGGGGGACCAGAGUGUCCCACUAACCCAGAGAACAGCGAUUUCCACUGCCUCAACAGGGACUCGUGAUACUGGGAGUGAGACUGGUGUGAGAGGAGGGGUCCCCCUGGUGACCAUGUCGACUGCAGGUGUAGAGCUGUACUACUGAGCCCAAUGAUUCAUACUUAAUGAAAAUGUGAAACUGGUACAAAAAGCACCCAAGGGGAUAAUUAUUCAUUUUCUGUCAAACUGAUUUAUGAGCUAACGUUUAGUGCGUGUCAAAUGAAAUGCAGCCUUGUUAUUGUCUAAUGAAACAAAUUAAUUUGUCUCAUUGUAUUUGUUUACUGUUACUUCACGCAGUGCAGAGCAAAAACAUAACGUAAAAAAAAAAGUAAUCUGGAGAAGCAGAAUUAAUGCAAUAAAUCAAGCAAACAAA